ACUGAGCGCCUCCAUUGUCUGGUUAGUAGCAGCAGCAGCAGCGGCGGCGGCGGCGGAGCGGACAGCAGCGGAGCGCCGAUCUGAGCUCAGGGGAGCGGCUUCACUGUGACCCCGAUCUCCGAGAAAAACAAGCGACCUCCGACUGGAGACCACCGGACCAGACAGACAGCACGGACGGCGACGUCAUUUUUUUCAAAGGCAGAUCGUCGUUUUUGGCGGUCAGACAGACAGCAACAGUUGUCACGAUGUCUGAGAUCAGAUGAGGCGAGAGCAGUGGACUGAACAUUGCGGCGCUGCUGUGAUCCGGGCCGGGCGGGAUAAACGUGUUGCUGCCGCGUCCCGCCUGCAAUGAUACAGCCGUCUUAAUCACCAGGGGACAACAAGGGAAGUGUGGUGUACAUCUGUUUGGCAUUCCCGGCUUUCGGCGUCAUUCAGCUCGUCAGCCAUACCCCGGUUGUGUCGAGGUUUUGUCUGCGGGUGAGCUGAAUCCAGACGUCAGGGCGGGCUCAUGUUCCGCUCAGCAGCGAAACGGGCUGUUGCGUCUGCAGAGAGUCAGAGCUGACGAGCCUGCUGAGACACACGGACAGACAGGCAGGCCGAGAGACAGACAGGAGUGAGGGGAGGGGGCGACAGCCUGUUUCGGCUCUCUCGACCCUUUGCGGAUCGAGCCGAGCCCCCUCCUGUUUCCACCCAGAACCCCCACCCACUUGUCUCCCGCUUUGGAUGGGGGGAAAGCAGAGCACGGCGGGGCGGCCCCGGGGUGCUUUUCCCGGUGUCUCUACGGAUGACAGCGCGGUCCCACCCUCGGCCCACUUCGGCCACUACCGGCCGAGCGGCACCAUGGGUCUGCGGAGCCGCUCGGUAAGCUCUGUGGCUGGGAUGGGCAUCGAGCACAGCCCCGCCGUGCCCUUCGGCUUCUACACCCCCAGAGGGACGGACUCGGAUCGAGCCGGAGGGGGUUCAGGGGGCACUACCGCCGCUCCCCACGGUACCGGCUACCAGGACACUGGGGGCGGAGGGCACCACACGGACGGGGUGCUCUAUCUGGGGUCCCGGGGGUCGCUGGCAGACACCUUGCCCCUGCACAUCGCACCCCGCUGGUUCAGCGCGCAUAGCGGAUUCAAGUGUCCUGUCUGCUCAAAGUCUGUGGCGUCCAAUGAAAUGGAAGUUCACUUCAUCAUGUGUCUAAGCAAGCCUCGCCUCUCCUACAAUGAUGAUGUGUUGGCAAGGGAUGCCGGUGAGUGUGUGAUCUGUCUAGAGGAACUGCAGCAAGGGGACACCAUAGCCAGACUGCCGUGCCUCUGCAUCUACCACAAAAGCUGUAUAGACUCAUGGUUUGAGAUCAAUCGGUCCUGCCCCGAACACCCCUCUGACUGACUGACCACCAGGCCCAUGAUGAAUACUGUUCAAGGACAUCUCGUGGUCCUGCCAUGGAUAUCUGGACACCAACGCAACCAAAUCUGUUGAAACAAUCAAAGCAAUCAACACAUACUCAUCCUGUCAGAAUCCAUCAUCCUAACCAAGAUAAUUAUUCCUUGUGAACUGAACCCAAAAAACGUGACUGACAAACCAUCGUACAUUAAAGGGACCCUCCCAAGCCUUCCAUUGUACGUUUGCUGAUGAGACUGCUUAUCCCCCCCCCCCCCCCCCACACACACACACACACACACCCCUCCUUCCCUCCCCUCUCCAGGCUAAAAGAGGCUUCAUCAGCCUCAACUCCCCCUCCAAGUCAAGCAGCCAGUUGCCUCCCUGACAUGCUCAGGUCAGUGCAGGCCUCCAGCAGCUAGCCCUCCAUCUUGUAUCUGGAUCCAGGCUUGUCAGUCAUUAGGUCCAGCCCUUCCAUGGCCUUAACUGGGGAGAGGAGAGGAAGCAGAGCAGGGAGGGGGCAGGAGGGAAGAAGAAAGAAGGAAACCACACAGUCGGGAGGGAAGAUGACGGGUAUGAGAAGGAGGAGGAAACCAACAAAAGGAGGAUUGUUAAACUGCAGAAGCUUGCUUUGGGAUCAGACAUUUACAUUAUUCGGUGGGCCUCUCAUCUCUCACAAAAGGACUCCAACUUGGUGAUGUCCUCUCAUAACAGACUGGGUCCCAGUGUGCUUCUUUCUCAUAGUUCUGUGCCCUUCCUUGCCAAUUUGACUCAUAGUAAUCAAAUCAAAAGUCCCCAAAAUGCUUCUUAGAUUUGGUUUGUGCACACCUGAGCAGGCAAGAACAAAUUGGGAUGUCAUCUUGUUUUGUAUGUACAUGAUGGGGAGGGGUGUCUAAAGAUGGACUUGUGGUGGAGAGGAGCGGUCUGAGCAUUCUCCCUUCUGACUGGGAGGGAAGGGGGGGCAGCAGUGUAGUUUAUGCUCCUACUGUGUAAUAUGUGUGUGUGGGAUGCUCCAGUGUCAGGCUCCACCUGGUAUGUGUAUGUACACUUUGUGUGUGUGUGUGUGUGUGUGUGUGAGCGUGAGCCUGCAACUGUGUCAACAUAGCUUUUGCUGAAGCCUAAUAUGUGUGUGUGUGUGUGUGUGUGUGUGUGUGUGUGUGUGUGUGUGUGUGUGUGAGAGAGAGAUAGAGACAGACAGCGUGGAAGGUCAGUGUAGAGGGCUGACUGGGACAGUGCUGUGUGCGUGUGUGCGUAUGUGUGUGUGUGUGUGUGUGUGUGUGUGUGUGUGAGAAUGUCUGUGUGUCUGUGUAUUGAAAUGUUUACAGUCUAGAUGUCCAUGUUCCCUGUGUGUGACUGGCAGUGCUCCCUUUACUUUGCUGAUGUUUACAGCUACAGAGAAAUGACAUGACAUAUUGUAAAUGUCACACCUAACCUCUCUUGGUUCUUUCUUUUUAGAUCUGCCAGAGUUUUCAUGUGACCACGAUAAGUCAUUUUCUCGUGAGAGUCUCGAGUGCGAGAGCGUGUGUGUCUCCAUGCAUCUGACUGUUUGUGCAUGUGUUUUUGAGUGUGUGAUUCAAAAGGCGCCUGUUGGUCUAUGUUACUGUCGGUUCCCCACGUUGUGUUUCUGCUAGAGUAGGUCUGGCUGACUGCUACUGGAGAUGCAAGCCACUCAGACCUGAAAAGGAGUAGUCCCACUGUGGAUCCACUGGACGGGGCUUAUUUAUUCAUUUCUUCAUAUUUAACAAUAUUUGUUUAAUAUUCCUAUCAUGUGAGGUGUUACCCACUCUUCAGAAUGCCAAGAGCCGAUGUAUGAAGACUUCUAUAAACCAACAUACAAACAAACUGCAUUUACAAAGCUACUGUAAACAAAUGGUGGAAUAAAUUGUGCUAGAUGACA
Molecule: messenger RNA, 3265 nt
Organism: Epinephelus fuscoguttatus (brown-marbled grouper)
Lineage: Eukaryota; Metazoa; Chordata; Actinopteri; Perciformes; Serranidae
Gene: znrf1
Product: zinc and ring finger 1
Exons: 5
Coding region: 724-1377 (217 amino acids)
Source: RefSeq, a predicted model, not a curated record